AUGCAGGAUAUACAUUCAGACACUGAAGAAGAGCCCCCGAAGGAAGCGGCUAUGGUGGACGUGUUGACACCGACGGCGAGUCACGAUGGGGCGACUGUCGUCACUUCAAUGGCGACGGAUGCGUCAUCAAUACCGACAGCAUCUCGCAUUGGUCGAAUUGCGGUAGACGCGUUGAUGAUGCCAGCGGCAAAUAGGGAUCUGGCGACGAUCAGUUGCAGUCGUGAACACAUCGUCGCCUCAACCCCUGAACAGAGACUGGAGGACGGCGUGGUGCGCAACACUCCGCGCCUCGAGCGCCGCAACGCGCGUCGAGCAACGCCCCGUACGCUCGUGCCGCCAGCCGAUUCAGCCACCCCGCAAGAAGAUGCCAUGAUGGCGGCUUUAAGGGAGGGAGCCUAA
This is a messenger RNA of Parnassius apollo (apollo), 399 nucleotides long. NCBI's taxonomy places the organism in Eukaryota, Metazoa, Arthropoda, Insecta, Lepidoptera, Papilionidae. The record is from the annotation of a GenBank genome assembly.